AUUCAUUCACCCCUUCUAAUUUUUCUCUAUCUCUUUCCAUUUUCUAAAAUUUCCAUCUUCCCCGAGAUAAUUUAAUUAAUCUCUUCGUCUUCUUCCUCUCUGAAACCUAAUCUGCCUCCGUUUAAGUUAUGGGCGUCGCCGUUCUCAACCCGCAAGAUUGUUUGAAAGAUCCCUUCUCCCACAUGAGAUAUCAUCCCCGUAACCCUAGCGCGUGUCCCAACAGGCAGAAAAAGCCCGUUUCCAACAACCGUACGCGCCGGAGUCCUCCUCGUAACCAAUCGACCAGAUCUCCUUCUCCUCCUGUAGCGCCGCCUCCUCCUCCUCCACGCGCGGCUGUCUCUGCUUUCGUUCCUAAGGGAACGGUCAAGAAGGGUCCCAAAAACACCGUUGCCGUCGGUCAGGUGAGAAUCCUGAAGCGCGGCGAAGAAAUCCCUAGCAAGGCUACAGAUCUGGUUGUUGUAAAGACAGAUCUGGUUGUUGAGAAGUCAGAUCUGGGAUCUACUCGUCGUAUUGGACCCGAUCCGGGUUUGAUUCCGAGUCAGAUCCGUUUAUCUGGCCGCAAAUCGAAAUCAGUCCCGUUUUACGCCGGUCCGGUCACCAUGACUUCGCCUCCUCCAAGCGAUGUACCGCUUCCAGCUUUUUUCACCAAGAAGAGCGUUUCUUUGUUCCAAGCCGCCGCUGCAACCAAUGAUCUGAUCAGGAUGCUUCGCCUUGACAUCGCUUGACGGCGGUUGUCUCCGAUCAUCUUUGUUCCAAGUCUCAGAUGAUCCCAAAAUGGUUACGAAAGUGUUACAGUUCUGUUUACCGAUCGUCAGAUUCCGACUUUAAAACCGAAGAUCUACAAGAAAAAUGAUAAUCUCCAAGACGAUGAUGAAUCUAGAAGAUGAAGAAACCACACAUCUUCGUUAUGAAUCGUUUCGAAUCUUCCCUUAUUUUUUCAAGGGGCAAGAUCGAAAUAUCUUCUUAACAGGUCUUAGUUUCUCUUCUUAGGGUUUAGUGUUUGUGUAGGAGUAUUUUGUGCAUAGCCUUUUUCUUUUUUUUUUUAUUCCUAUCUUCUGUAUCUUUUGGGUCUUUAAUUUCUGCUUUAAUCGUCAGGUUAUCUGGGUAAAGUAAAUUAAUUAUAUCUUUGAGUCUUUUCUCAUUUCGUUAGGGUUCUCUUCGUUUGAGUUAGCUUUGUAAGGUAAGUUAUAGAGAUGUGUUUUACUGGUAAGAUAUGAAGUUUAAUUUGGGUUUUCUUCUUCUGUUGGGGUCUCUUGGUUAUUCCGUAAGCGUUCUUCGUCUGUUUUCGUGUCGUUUAGGUUAAGUCAAACUAUCACGGAGAUGUAGUUACUGGUUAGAUGAAGUGUAAAGGCUUCUAUGUAAUCUUCUGUACUACAAUUCUCUGUACUUCUAUCUUUAAUAUUAUCGAAUAUAUAUUAUAAGUUCUAUCUGGCA
Messenger RNA from Camelina sativa (false flax), 1434 nucleotides. RefSeq lists its product as uncharacterized. The record is from RefSeq and is a predicted model, not a curated record. Lineage: Eukaryota; Viridiplantae; Streptophyta; Magnoliopsida; Brassicales; Brassicaceae.